This is a messenger RNA of Rotaria sp. Silwood2, 284 nucleotides long. The record is from the annotation of a GenBank genome assembly. Lineage: Eukaryota; Metazoa; Rotifera; Eurotatoria; Philodinida; Philodinidae.
UAAGAGAAGUUCUUUAUAUUUUGUUUUUUUCUUAUCUUAGUGUUUCACCUGUUAUAAAUGAACGAUCAAAAUUAACACAACAACAGCAGCAACAAACGGAACAAGAAUCAUUACAACAAUCAUUAAUGUCUAUGUUUGAUGAACCAAUCGUUAGUGAUGAUGCUAUUCGAAUUUAUGAACGAUCAGUAGCAGUAGCUCAUCAAGGACCUUUUGAACCGUCAGAUGUUGAUCGAAAAGUCUAUGAAACAUAUGUAGCUUCUUUAGCAAUUACUGUUCAGUCAUAA